CUGCAUUUUACAAGCCUGAUGAAGGGUGUACAUUCUCACUGUGCCGUUUCAUGGGGAAAAUAGGGACUGGGUUUUAAGGAAUACUGGAAAGCAGUUCUCUCUGCAUUGCAGCACUAAAGAAGCUAAGAAGAUCGAGGAGCAGAAAAGCCUGUGUGGUACAUUGAGCUGACUAUCCAAUCAGACUGCUCCGAAUGCUGCUGAAACCAAUCAGAAACCUGCAGCUGAGGUUAAAGAUUGACAAAUGCAGAAGGAAGCAGAAGGGAGAGGAGGCCUUCUGGGAUACCUGGACCCAUUUUUUCCCUCAUUCCACAACGGCCUCUAUAAUUGAAAACAAUUAAAUCAAUGGGGGAAGAGUUUUAUUGUGGCAGAGGAAGUGAAGACCAUUGACACUCUAACAGAGGAAAUGGAAAGCUCAACACGAUCUAAAGACUCAGGGUCAACAGAGAGGGCGACCCAGAAACGAAAGAUGCCCAGUCCCUCUCACUCAUCCAAUGGUCAUUCUUCUGCUGACACUUCACCCAGCCCAGUGAAAAAGAAAAAGAAACCAGGUGCUGUUACCAGCAGCAAAGAUCAGUCAGAACUAAGACAUGGUCCCUUUUACUAUGUGAAGCAGCCAGCACUCACAACAGACCCUGUUGAUGUUGUACCGCAGGAUGGCAGGAAUGACUUCUACUGCUGGCUGUGCCACCGCGAGGGUCAGGUGCUCUGCUGUGAGCUCUGCCCCAGGGUGUACCACGCCAAGUGCUUAAAACUACCAGCCGAGCCAGAAGGCGACUGGUUCUGUCCGGAGUGUGAGAAAAUAACAGUUGCCGAAUGUAUAGAGACUCAGAGCAAAGCCAUGAUGAUGCUUACAAUAGAACAGCUGUCUUAUCUACUUAAGUUUGCUCUUCAGAAGAUGAAACAACCAGGUGAUCAUCCCCGCUUGCCAUCUUGCUCUCCCCAUGCAGCUUCCACGCAGAGAAAGACAUUUAAUUGGACUGAGCUCUUCCAGAAACCCGUUUCUCUUGAGCAGCACCCUGAUUAUUCCGAAUACAUUUUUCACCCAAUGGAUCUUUGCACACUUGAGAAGAACGUCAAGAAGAAAAUGUACGGCUGCACAGAGGCCUUCUUGGCAGAUGCAAAAUGGAUUUUGCACAACUGCAUAAUAUACAACGGAGGAAAUCACAAACUGACAGCCACGGCUAAAGUUAUCGUUAAGAUCUGUGAACAUGAGAUGAAUGAGAUUGAAGUGUGUCCUGAGUGUUAUUUGUCUGCUUGCCAAAAGAGGGACAACUGGUUCUGUGAACCUUGUAGUAACCCACAUCCUCUGGUGUGGGCUAAAUUAAAAGGAUUUCCCUUUUGGCCAGCGAAAGCUCUGCGAGAUAAAGAUGGCCAAGUGGACGCUCGCUUCUUUGGUCAGCAUGACAGGGCUUGGGUACCUUUGAAUAACUGUUACCUCAUGUCCAAAGAGAUACCAUUCUCUGUGAAGAAGACUAAAAGCAUCUUCAACAGUGCCAUGCAAGAGAUGGAAGUCUAUGUGGAGAACAUGAGGAAGAAGUUUAGAGUUUUUAACUAUGCCCCUUUCAGGACUCCCUACAUUCCAGACGACAGCUUUCAAAUGCUGCAGGACCCUUCCGACCCCUUAUCCACUCCUGUCAAGUUUGAGAAACAGGAAAAGAUCAAGCUAAGCUUUGAUAUGACUGCAUCCCCAAAGAUCUCCCUAACCAGAACCGUGUUGUGUGGAAGUAGCAUUGGAGGGAUCACUGCUGGUCGUCGACUGCCUGGAGACAUGCCUCGAUCACCAAUGAGCACCAACUCUUCUGCCCAUACAGGUUCAGAUGGGGAGGACGCAACAGACAAGUCCCAGAUUAAAGCCCCAAACAGCCAGGGUGGUAUAAGAGAAGAGUUAAUAGAAUCACCAGCAUCCACUGCUCAGUGUCGAUCUGGUCAAGCCCCCAAUUUGUUGGACAGCUCCAAACCUUUUCAAUCGCAAUCGCUUGGCAAUGCCAAACAGGAGAAGACACAACUGACAGGCAGCAUUCUGAACCUGAAUCUAGAUCGGAGUAAGGCAGAGAUGGACCUAAAAGAACUAAGUGAAACCGUUCAACAGAAGCUGGGAACCACGCCUGUUCUCACCUCUCCAAAAAGACAAAUCAAGAGUCGUUUCCAGUUGAAUUUGGACAAAACCAUUGAAAGUUGUAAGGCACAGCUUGGCAUCAACGAAAUCUCUGCUGAUGUGUACAAAGGUGUAGAACCCAGUGACUCUGACGACUCUGAUAAAUCAGAAUUGAGCGACAGUGAGUAUGCCAGUGAUGAGGGGCAAAAGGUCAAAGACCCCAAAGAUCCUUCGCCAGCUGAAGAACUCCAAAAGGAGACUAUAGACAAAGACCAACCAUCUCCAUGCCACGUGGACAAACCCAAUGUUUCUAUCGUAUCGGACUCUGCAGCAGCGGAUGCUAGUGCGACACCAUUAGAAGUUCAGACUGAAGACAAAGUAAGCACAGAGAAAGAGAGUCCAGAGAAGACCAAAUCUCCUGAAACGUCGCCUGUGUCUCGGGAGAAGAGUCAGGUGCAAGAAGAGGUGAAGCAACGUGUGCCUUUGGAGGAUUCCGAUUCAGAGAGGGAGUUGGUCAUUGACCUCGGGGAGGAACAAGGGACUAAGAAUAAGAGAAGACGCAGGAAAGACACUGUUAAAGAGUCAUCUGCUAGUAAACCAGAAGGUAAAUCCCUGACUCCCACGACACUCCCAUCUCAAAACAGCACAACCCCUUCCACACCCUCCAGUGUUUCCUCGCAGUCCCCCAUGGCCAUUCCAGUCACUAUGAUCUCCUUCACUCCAGCAAAUAUUAGCCUUGCCACUGUCUCCAGUGCCCCUGCAACCCCACCCUCUUCUUCCUCUUCCUCCUCAUUAUCCACCGCCCCAGCAUUGAAAAAACAGCGCCCUCUGCUGCCAAGAGAGACUGCUGCGCCUGCGGCGCAGAAUCCCAAUGCAGUGUGGAAUUCCACUGUCAAGCUCCAGAGCCCCUCGCAGAAGUUGACCGCGCGUCAGCAACAGAGCCAGCAGCCUGUAGCGCCCCCACAAAUUCAAGCGUCGUCGCCCAGACAAGGCCAGACUCAAGUGUCCGACAACAGCUUAGUGUCUUCGCCUUCAGCCUCUUCACAAAGCACACGUUAUCAGACCAGACAGGCCAUUAAAGCUGUCCAUGUGAAGGACACAUCAUUGACUACAACAGCAGUCACCCUGGUGUCAAGUAGUGCCGCCUUAGCAACAUCAUCUUCAUCGACAUUGGUCGAAAGCGAGCAAUAUAUCUCGACAGCCUCAGCAGAUGUUGCAGCGGAUAUUGCAAAGUACACAAACAAAAUAAUGGAUGCAAUCAAAGGUACAGUGACUGAAAUCUACAGUGACCUUUCAAAGAGCUCUUCUGGAAACACUGUGACUGAGAUGAGACGACUGAGAAUUGAAAUUGAAAAAUUACAAUGGCUACAUCAGCAGGAGUUGGCAGAGAUGAAACACAAUCUUGAGCUUACAAUGGCUGAGAUGAGGCAAAGUCUGGAGCAGGAAAGAGAGCGACUGGUGACGGAGGUGAAGAAGCAGAUGGAGCUGGAGAAGCAACAAGCGGUGGAUGAAACCAAGAAGAAACAAUGGUGCGCAAACUGCCGAAAAGAGGCCAUCUUCUACUGCUGCUGGAACACCAGCUACUGUGACUACCCCUGUCAGCAGGCCCACUGGCCAGAACACAUGAAGUCCUGCACUCAGUCAGCCACAGCUCCACAGCAAGAACCCGAGGCUGAGUCGACGGCAGACUUGCCAGGCAAAAUCGCGGUACAAGCGGCAAACGGUGGACCAAACAAUCCACAAGACGCCCCAGCGGAUAAAGACUGUGAGACGGGAAACAGCGGUGACAAUGUUGCCGUCACUUUGUCUUAACCGUGAUCAAUAUACUUGACUUCUCUAUA
Molecule: messenger RNA, 3936 nt
Organism: Nerophis ophidion (straightnose pipefish)
Lineage: Eukaryota; Metazoa; Chordata; Actinopteri; Syngnathiformes; Syngnathidae
Product: MYND-type zinc finger-containing chromatin reader ZMYND8-like
Exons: 21
Coding region: 404-3907 (1167 amino acids)
Biological process (GO): regulation of DNA-templated transcription
Molecular function (GO): protein binding
Source: RefSeq, a predicted model, not a curated record